UUAUUCUGUUAGUAACCAAACACAGUGAUGUGUUGACGUCAAAGACAACAUACAUCUGUUCAACAAAAGUCAGUUAUUUUAAGCCAGUGCCCACAAGCAUGGCGGGUGAUUCUUUUGGGUGCCGUGGUAAAGAAAAGACGUGUUUGUGCCCACCCCAAGUGGUGCCAUCAUGUGGCAGGAGGCUCGGAGACAUGAGCGCAAGCUCCGCGGGAUGAUGGUCGACUACAAGCGGCGUGGAGAACGAAGACGGGAAUAUUAUGAGAAGAUUAAAAAAGACCCAGCCCAGUUUUUGCAAGUGCAUGGGAGGGCCUACAAGAUCCAUUUGGACUCAGCUGUUGCUUUGGCAGCUGAGAGUCCAAUCAAUAUGAUGCCAUGGCAAGGUGAUGUCAACAAUAUGAUUGACAGAUUUGAUGUGCGGGCCCAUUUGGACUACAUCCCUACUUACACACCUCCUCUUCUAAACACAGUCACCCUGGAGCAGGAGUCUGAAGAAAGAAAGUGUAACUAUGAGCGCUACAGAGGACUGGUGCAGAACGAUUUUGCCAACAUCUCUGAGGAGCAGUGUUUGUAUCAGAUCUAUGUGGAUGAGUUGUAUGGUGGCCUGCAAAGACCAAAUGAAGAUGAGAAGAAAAAGCUCGCAGAGAAGAAAGCUUCAAUUGGCUACACUUAUGAGGAUAGCACAGUCACAGAGCCCGAUCCUCUGUCAGACAAAGGAGAAGAGGAAGACUCUGAAGAGGAAGACUCUGAGGGGGAUGAAGGCAUUCCCGACAUCGAUGUUGAAGUGGACGUGGAUGAGCUCAACCAAGAGCAGGUGAUGGACCUGAACAAAAUGGCCACACCUUAUGGAAUGGCAGAGGGAGACUUUGUGAGGAUGCUUCGGAAGGACAAGGAAGAGGUGGAAGCCAUCAAACAUGCUAAGGCUCUGGAGGCAGAGAAGGCCAUGUACUCUGGCCGCCGCUCUCGCAGACAGAGACGAGAGUUCAGGGAGAAGAGGCUGAAAGGCAGACAGAUCAGCCCACCCAGCUAUGCAAGGAGAGACAGCCCAACCUACGAUCCCUACAAACGGCCCCAGUCGGAGUCCAGCUCUGAGUCCCGGUCCCGCUCGAGGACCCCCGGCAAGGAGAAGAUCACCUUCAUCACCAGCUUCGGAGGCAGCGAUGAGGAGGGCGGCCCCCCUGCCCAGGCUGCGGCCGGCGGCCACUUGGCCAACACCUCCAGCAAUAAGCAAGAGCAGCACCCCGCAGGUCAUAGCAGGGGCUUCCGCCGACGUCACUCGUCCUCCAGCCCAUCCUCCUCCUCACCGUCUUCAUCACGGCACUCAUCGCGCUCCUCCUCCCACUCACGCCGCAGCGGGUGGCGAGGAAGCCGGGAUAGCCGCUACUCCCGGUCCCGCUCACGCCAGUGCUCCGACUCCCACUCCCAGCAGCGCGGUGGAGGUGGUAGCAGCGGCGGCAGCAGCCACAGAAGACGCUAUGACCGUGGACACUCGCGCUCCCGCUCCAGAGAUAGGGACAGGGACAGGGGCCGACGAUACACUUCUCACAGACGCACUAGGUCACGUUCCGUAUCUCGCUCGGCUGACCGUUUUCGGAGAGGCGGUCGGACGUCUGGCCACCAUCGUGGUGAGAGUCGCAGUCCGAGCCCCUCUCAGUCCCCUGUCCGGAGCCUGUCCCCGUCCCCCAGUCCCCGCUCAGCCCCACCCUCCACCAGCUCCCUCUCUGACAAGCUGAGAAAGGCUGAUACUCCAGGUGGUAAAGAGACGGGAGCUGCCAAAGUCAGUAAGAAUUUGAUCUCGCUGGGUUUCUUGCUAAAGUCAACGCCUCCCUCAUCCCUGACAGGCAGAUGUGGUUGUAAAACCAGGCCUUUGGAGCCUCGCUCGCUUUCUCUCCCUGUCCCUCUCUCAGAGGCUCUGCUGUGCAAUGUCAAAUUUUCUCCAUUAAGAAUUGCUUUAAUCAUCCCCCAGGCGACCAUUAUGCCUCUCCCUUCCAGAGCUCACAUCCUGAGGACUUCAUUUUCUAGAAGAGUCUAUGAGCCUGUGUUUUUGUUUGUGCUAAUGGUGCAUAAUCUUGUUUGUGCAAUUUUUGUUGGUUUUCUUCUCCAUUCUUAUACAGUAUUUUCUCUUCCUGUCCCAUGUUUUCAGAGAAAUGACUACUGUCUAACAACAAAACAUUAAGCUUGAUUAAGAUUAGGAUCUUAUGGUGUACUGAAAAGCUAUGUGCUGUUACCAUGUUUUACGUCAACACGUUUGAGUGCAUGAGACAUUUUGUUGGAAGCAUUCUGACUAAAAUCAGCCAGACAUUCUGAGCAUCACCCAAACAUAUAUCGGACUUUGGUUGCAUAAAUGGACAGUGCUUACAGCGCUAUUUAAGUAUUGACAUUUACCAGCUGACCAAAUGUCUUUAAACCUGACAUUUAGCUAUGUUCUAGCCACAGGAAUAUUAUGUAAUGGUAAGUCAAAAUGCCCUGGGAUGGAUAGAAUGUCUCUGAAAUUUCUAGCAAAAUAUUAAAGCUGAAGUACCUGCUCAGAUAAAUUGAAGGAGAAACUUGCUGUUUUGACACCGUGUUGUCAGUAGUGCGUGUUUGAGUGAUUGUUACACAUUAGGCAUGGUCAUGUGGUCAAGUUUAAAGAGCUUUAGAUCUGUGCUGUUCACACUUCUGCAAACGCACCUAUGCUUAUACAAAAUAUGAGGCUUUCAAUUACCUCACAUGCCUUUGACAAACUUGGCCUUGUAGGCCUAUCUCCAGAAUCAAUUUAGUCUUAUAGCACCAGUUCCAUAAACAUUCAUCCCUCUUAUCUCUAGUCGCUUAUUUUGAUGCCGGUGUAUUUCUU
This is a messenger RNA of Alosa alosa (allis shad), 2830 nucleotides long. Its product is annotated as CLK4-associating serine/arginine rich protein. The transcript has 15 exons. NCBI's taxonomy places the organism in Eukaryota, Metazoa, Chordata, Actinopteri, Clupeiformes, Clupeidae. The record is from RefSeq and is a predicted model, not a curated record. Bases 170 to 2173 code for a protein of 667 amino acids.